Molecule: messenger RNA, 4811 nt
Organism: Cervus elaphus (red deer)
Lineage: Eukaryota; Metazoa; Chordata; Mammalia; Artiodactyla; Cervidae
Gene: DYM
Product: dymeclin
Exons: 17
Coding region: 326-2287 (653 amino acids)
Biological process (GO): Golgi organization
Cellular component (GO): Golgi apparatus
Source: RefSeq, a predicted model, not a curated record
GCCGGCUGGCGCGCGCUGGGCCGUUCGGCCCCCAGCGGCGUUCUCCGCUUGCUUCUCUCUUCAGUCCCCGCCUCCGGGCCUCCGCCUUGACGCUGCCCGGGCCGGAGCCGAGCGGAGGAUCCGGAGCCGGAGCCGUGGAGACGUGGGAAACAUGGAGGCUUGAGGCGGCGUGCGCCAUCCCAGCUGCUGCGUGACCGAGGCUCGUCGUGUCCCCGCUGUUACCCGACCGUCUGUCCGUGCGCUGAAAGCGGAUCUCCCCGCCGGCUGAGGCAGGUUGUUUUGUGGAAAUGAAGGUUUAAGGACAAGUUAUCCAACAGAUUAAAAGAUGGGAUCAAACAGUAGCAGAAUUGGUGAUCUUCCUAAAAAUGAGUACUUGAAAAAGUUAUCAGGCACAGAAUCUGUCUCUGAGAAUGAUCCGUUCUGGAAUCAGCUUCUGUCAUUUUCUUUCCCUGCACCAACAAGCAGUACUGAGUUGAAGCUCCUAGAGGAGGCAACCAUUUCAGUCUGCAGGUCUUUAGUUGAAAAUAAUCCUCGAACAGGAAACCUUGGUGCACUAAUUAAGGUCUUCCUUUCUAGAACCAAAGAACUAAAACUUUCAGCAGAAUGUCAGAACCACAUCUUCAUUUGGCAGACACACAACGCUUUGUUUAUUAUUUGCUGUUUGCUGAAAGUGUUCAUUUGUGAGAUGUCAGAGGAAGAGUUACAACUUCAUUUUACUUAUGAAGAAAAAUCUCCUGGCAGUUACAGUUCUGACUCAGAAGAUCUUUUGGAAGAAUUGCUCUGCUGUUUGAUGCAGUUAAUCACUGAUAUUCCACUCUUAGAUAUUACAUAUGAAAUAUCAGUAGAAGCUGUGUCAACAAUGAUGGUUUUCCUUUCUUGCCAACUCUUCCACAAGGAAGUUUUGCGACAGAGCAUCAGUCACAAGUAUUUGAUGCGAGGUCGAUGUCUUCCAUACACCAGCAAACUUGUGAAAACCUUAUUGUAUAACUUCAUCAGACAGGAAAAGCCACCUCCUCCAGGAACGCAUGUAUUGCCUCAGCAGUCCGAUGGGGGAGGACUGCUCUAUGGACUGGCAUCAGGAGUAGCAACUGGACUCUGGACUGUCUUCACACUGGGCGGCGUGGGCAGCAAAGUGGCCACUGCCUCAGAACUUUCUUCCCCUCUGGCCAACCAGAGUCUUCUGCUUCUGCUGGUGCUGGCCAACCUGACAGAUGCUGCAGAUGCGCCAAACCCCUACAGACAGGCCAUCAUGUCUUUUAAGAACACACAAGAUAGCAGUCCUUUUCCCUCGUCCAUUCCACAUGCUUUCCAGAUUAACUUCAACAGUUUGUAUAUGGCCCUGUGUGAACAGCAGACAUCCGACCAAGCUACUCUUCUUUUGUAUACGUUGCUGCAUCAGAACAGCAAUAUUAGGACAUACAUGUUGGCUCGCACAGAUAUGGAAAAUCUUGUUUUACCAAUUCUUGAGAUUCUGUAUCAUGUGGAAGAAAGAAAUUCGCACCAUGUGUAUAUGGCCCUUAUAAUAUUGUUGAUCCUUACAGAAGAUGAUGGGUUCAAUAGGUCCAUUCAUGAAGUGAUGUUAAAAAAUAUUACUUGGUAUUCAGAACGGGUUUUAACUGAAAUUUCACUGGGAAGUCUCCUGAUACUGGUUGUAAUAAGAACCAUUCAGUACAACAUGACAAGGACAAGAGACAAGUACCUUCACACAAACUGUCUGGCGGCUUUAGCGAAUAUGUCUGCGCAGUUUCGUUCCCUCCAUCAGUAUGCUGCCCAGAGGAUCGUCAGCUUGUUUUCCUUGCUGUCAAAAAAACACAACAAAGUUCUGGAACAAGCCACACAGUCCUUGAGAGGUUCGCUGAGUUCCAAUGAUGUUCCUCUACCAGAUUAUGCACAAGACCUAAAUGUCAUUGAAGAGGUGAUUCGAAUGAUGUUAGAGAUCAUCAACUCUUGCCUGACAAAUUCUCUUCAUCACAAUCCAAACUUGGUGUAUGCACUUCUUUACAAACGAGAUCUCUUUGAACAAUUUCGAACUCAUCCUUCAUUUCAGGAUAUCAUGCAAAAUAUUGAUCUGGUGAUCACCUUCUUUAGCUCAAGGUUGCUACAAGCUGGAGCUGAGCUGUCAGUGGAACGAGUCCUGGAAAUCAUCAAGCAAGGGGUUGUCGCGCUGCCCAAGGACAGGCUGAAGCUCACAUUUCAGUUCAUCAUAGCAAAGGGAGAAGUCAGAUUUGUAUGCCAGAAGCACAGAAAUUGCUCAAAGUUGAAUAUGGCUCAAAACAAGAAAACAUAAUACAAGAGGGAUGGAAAACAAAUAAAAUUUAAAAAUAUUUACUGUUCAAUCACUGAUUGUCCUGUGCAAACAAACAUGAGAACUGUGUUUGUACUGAAGUAUGUUUUCAACUCCGCAUCGCAGUCGCUGCCUUCUCCAGUCUCCUCCACAUCACAGAAAAGUGCCAGAGUGCAUUUCCCAGAAUCCUCCUGUCUUGUAGUUCUGAGUUGAAGUCACCAAGGAGAGGCACACUUGCAUAAAUGGAAAGCAGAAGAGUUAUUGUUGUUCAGUCACUCAUUCGUGUCCGACUCCUGCGACCCCGUGGACUGCACCAUGCCAGGCAUCCCUGUCCCUCACCAUCUCCCAAAGUUCGCCCAAGUUCAUGUCCAUUGAAUCAGUGAUGCCAUCCAACCAUCUCAUCCUCUGCUCCCCUCGUCUCCUUUUGCUUUCAGUUUUCCUCCACAUCAUCUCUUCAUCAGGCAGAUGAGGAGGAGUCAUUAUUCUCCAGGGCAGCUCCUGCUUGGCUUCGUGCUGUGUAGGCAGUGAGGGUCAUCGAUGGCUCCCCACAGAUACUGAGGUUUGCCGCAGCUGCUUGCUGUGAGCUCUUGAGAACCACCUGUUCCAGUGCUGUAGACAGUCUUCUGUCACAGCAUCUCUGAUCUUGCCUUUCCAACAGUUGCAUAAAUCUGUUUUCCCUAUAAAAUCCUUUAUACUUAAAAUAUAAAGAGUAGCUUCUGUUCUCCCUACCAAACCUGUCAGAGAAAUAAAACCCCUGAUUGCAAACAGGAAGCAAUUUAAUAUAGGAAAUUUGGCAGUCAUUGAAAGGACCAGGGAAACCAACUUCACUGAAAGCCACUGCUGGCUUUCAGGAAAUCAGAAGUGGCAAGAAUGUCAUCACCAAUGGUCUGGCCUGCCUGCAGCAUCUUUGUGGGGAUCUGCAGGAAGAUUGCUAAAAACCACUGGCAAAACAUUUGCUGAAGCCCACAGCCUGCCCACCACUGUUAGCAGAGCAUCAGUGGCCUCUGUGUCUCUUCUACCUUCUGAAAUACAAGUUUGUCUCAUCGCCACAGUCUAACCCAAAACCCUUCUGGGGAGAUGCUGGGGGCUGUAGUUUCCAGGCUUUCACCAUGAAAGGGGAAGUGAGGUGCUUGAGUCACCAACAGUAUGGCAUACCAUCAAAAGAAACAAGAAGCAAAAUGAGAAGCUUCUUGAUGAGGACGGAGUUUUUAAAGGAUGUGUGCAAAAGACGGAAAGAAGGGUAUGUAUAGAGAACAAAUGUAAUGGAGUGGCAUGAGCUUAAAUAAAUGUUGUCAGAAGACUCGAAUUGGAAGGGGACUUUGACCCUUUGAGAGGAGAAAGCAACAGAAUAAGUUGUGGGCCUUCAGCCUAGGAACAGUGGACAAAAUUACAUAAUUGAUUGAUACCUUCUCCCAUUUUCAAAUUCCCGUUUAUCUCCUUCAUUGAGAAUAAUCUCAAACUGGAAAAGAAUAUAUCUUUUAAACAAAAUCAAAGCCCAAGGUAAGUAUAAGAAUGGAACAAGAGCUGCCAGCCUUUUUUCAUCUUAAGCCUCAGAUACAGUUUCUCACAAUGCUGGCAGAUACAGCCUGUGAGUAGAAUUUGAGAACUCAAGCUCCACAUUAAUACUAAUAGUGCUAUGAGACACUCUUCUAAGCACUUUAUAGCACCAUGAAUUAGUGCUGUUGUCCUGAUUCUAGGUGAGGCAGCUAAGCCUCAGAGAAGUUACUGUCCGGAGGCAAAACUGAGGUUCAAACCAAGGCAUUCUUUUUCCAGAGUCUGUUUCAUUCACCCUGUCCUGUACCUUACCUUCUUCCUUGCUGGUAAGACCACACUGCAAUUGUUAGGUUCCAUCUGAGCAUCUCAUCAGUAAAAUACACUGUGUUCACAAGCAUGUGAAGUUAUAGUAAAGACCCUGUUAAGUCACAUGAGGUUAGGAGGAGAGAGUAUGUGACUCGGAAAAGAAAGGAAAAUACAAGAACUGUGUUCAACUACUUUAAGGAUUAUACUCUAAAAGAGGAAUUAAGCUUUUUAUUUUAUACCACAGGGCAAUGAAUGGGUAGUGACUGAGUACAGACAGGUAUUAGUUCCACCUAAGGAAAUGUUUUCUGACGGGUCAAGUUCUUUAGUAGUCCAUAUGGAGCUUCUUAAAGUAGUGAAGUGUUGUAUUCACAAUAAAGUCUGGAUGGUAAAUGUGAAGAUUGAGCCAGAUGACAAAGGGGCUCAAAUCUAUAAGACAGGGGGAAGAUGGAAAGAGUUCUUGUUGAUAAAAAGUUGUACAGGAUGAUCCCAAAGAUUUCAGGCAGUUCUUUUUUUUUCUUUUUUUAAUACUUAUUUAUUUGGCUGAACCAAGUGUUAGUUGUGACAUGCAAGAUCUUUAGUGGCAGCAUGUGGGAUCUAGUUCCUUGACCAAGAAUCAAACACAGGACCCUGUACUGGGAGUGCAGAGUCUUAGCUGCGGGACCACCAGGAAAGUCCCUCUUGUAAUUCUUGUGCUGUGCUGCACUUAGUCACUCAGUCGUGUCUGACG